Molecule: messenger RNA, 3451 nt
Organism: Etheostoma spectabile (orangethroat darter)
Lineage: Eukaryota; Metazoa; Chordata; Actinopteri; Perciformes; Percidae
Gene: tle2a
Product: TLE family member 2, transcriptional corepressor a
Exons: 20
Coding region: 526-2934 (802 amino acids)
Biological process (GO): negative regulation of canonical Wnt signaling pathway; regulation of DNA-templated transcription
Cellular component (GO): nucleus; transcription regulator complex
Molecular function (GO): protein binding; transcription corepressor activity
Source: RefSeq, a predicted model, not a curated record
AGUGAGGGACUGGGAGUGUUGUGUGAAAAGAGUGCAGGCCAACGAGCGAGACAAAAGAGGCUGCAUUGAAUGUGCCGGUGGUGUGUCCGUCUCUGAAGCCACAAGCAAACCACAUCCCCCCCCCCCCCCCUCUCUCUGGUCUUUAUGCUACAGACGGCGAAGACAUAUCAGAGAGAGAAACACAAUUCAGACAUUGCAAUUGGAGGAAGCGCGAAGUUGAGGACUUGGAAGAAGGCUCCCUUGGACCGGGUGUUUCUCCUCUCCUCUCCCCGUCCUCACUACACGUCGAGUGCGGUGCGGUGUGCGGUUGGAGAUAUAACCCAGAACAAAGGAGUCUUGAAGCUAGGAAUGAGCGAGCUGAGACUAGCUUUGCCAUUACCUUUGAAACCGGGCCAAAUGCCUCUCUGAGACCAACAAUAGUACAUCGGCUGCUCGUAUUUCUCGAGGAAGCUUUCCGCCCCAAAAGCGAGCAAGAAGAAGGACCAAAAAAAAAGGCACACGGAGGCACACAAGUCGGCGGCUACAAUGUUUCCUCAGAACCGACCACCGUUGGCUGUAUUCUUCUCGUCUCAGGCACCUCUGCAGCCACCCCCUGGGUCUUCGGCCUCAGUGGUGGCAGCCGCAGCAGCAGCAGCCGCAGCAGCAUCGGGGACGCCCCAGUCACUGAAACUAACAUACCCAGAAACUUUGGACCGCAUCAAGGAGGAGUUUCAGUUCCUCCAGACCCAGUACCACAGUUUGAAACUGGAAUGUGAGAAACUGGCUACAGAGAAGACAGAGAUCCAGAGGCACUACGUUAUGUAUUACGAGAUGUCCUACGGCCUUAACAUUGAAAUGCACAAACAGACGGAGAUUGCCAAGCGGUUGAACGUGAUCUGUGCUCAGCUCAUCCCAUUCCUGUCACAGGAGCACCAACAACAGGUGGUCCAGGCCAUGGAGCGCGCCAAACAGGUGACCAUGGGGGAGCUAAAUGCUUCGAUAGGGGUACGUGGGCUCCCCCCUCUGCCUUAUAGCCAGCAGCUUCAGGCUCAGCACCUCUCUCAGCAUGCCCAGGGUUUGCAAAUGGGCCCUCACCCAUCAGGACUGCCUCACCCUGGCCUGGCACUCGGUGGAGGCUCCGGCUUGCUGGCCCUGUCCGGGGCUCUGGGGGCUCAGCUAGCUGCUAAGGAUGAGAGAGCUCACCUAGAGGCAGCAGCAGCAGCUGCUGCCGCUGCAGAGCACCACAGAGACCGUGAAGCAGGACCAAGCUCUCUGUCCAACGGGGAUAAGGGUCGCCCAGCAGACUACCUCAGCAACGGCAAGAAGAGGAAAGCUGAUGAGAAGGAGUUCAUGACCGACUAUGGCAGCGAUGCUGAUAAGAGUGAUGAUAAUUUGGUGGUGGAUGAGGACCCGUCGUCCCCUCGCAGUGUGCACUCUUACUCGUCCAGGGAGAACGGCCUAGACAAGCUGCCCCUGUCCCGUAAGGACGGCCCCCCGCAGGCCAGCCCCGCCUCCCUGGCCUCCUCCAGCAGCGCAACCUCCCCGUCUCGUGGCAAAGAGCCCCCACAGAGGGAGAAGUCCAGUACUCCAGGUAUGAAGCCAGGGACUCCCAUGUCUCAAGAGUCCAACCCCCCGGGACCCAGCGGACCUCCGCAGUUCAGACCUGUCCCUGGCAAGCCUGGUGUCGACCCCCUCGCUCUGGGUCUGAGAAACCCCCUGGCGGUGCAGGGAGCAUACCCUCCAGGGGCUUUCGGCCUGCCUCCAGGGGUGAACGGGGACCUGGUCGGGGCGGCGGGUUAUGGCGCCGGCCUUCACUUAGUCUCCCCCCAGAUGAACGGAGCUGCUGCAGCAGCAGCGGCGGCAGCUGCCGCAGGCUACGGACGGUCCCCUGUGGUGGGCUAUGAGUCUCCACAUCCGCAUAUGAGGGUCCCUGGGCUGCCUGCCAGCCUGCAGUCAGCCGCCUCCGGAAAACCCGCCUACUCGUUCCAUGUGAGCGCAGACGGCCAGAUGCAGCCGGUGCCCUUUCCCCCCGACGCCCUGCUGGGCCCGGGAAUCCCUCGCCACGCCCGUCAGAUUCACACCCUGAACCACGGAGAGGUGGUGUGUGCCGUCACCAUCAGCACCUCGACGCGCCACGUCUACACCGGAGGCAAGGGCUGCGUCAAGGUGUGGGACAUCAGCCAGCCUGGAAGCAAGAGCCCCAUGGCCCAGCUGGACUGUCUGAACAGGGAUAACUACAUCCGCUCCUGCAAGCUGCUCUCAGACGGAAGGACCUUGAUCGUCGGCGGGGAGGCCAGCACGCUGUCAAUCUGGGAUUUGGCCACGCCCACUCCUCGCAUCAAAGCGGAGCUGACGUCUUCUGCACCCGCCUGCUACGCUCUGGCCAUCUCCCCUGACAACAAGGUCUGCUUCUCUUGCUGCAGCGACGGAAACAUUGUCGUCUGGGACCUUCACAACCAGACGCUGGUCAGGCAGUUCCAGGGCCACACAGACGGAGCAAGCUGCAUCGACAUCUCCAACGACGGAACCAAACUGUGGACGGGAGGGCUGGACAACACAGUCCGCUGCUGGGACCUCCGAGAGGGACGCCAGCUCCAGCAGCAUGACUUCACCUCGCAGAUCUUCUCUCUGGGCUACUGUCCGACAGGCGAGUGGCUGGCUGUGGGAAUGGAGAGCAGUAACGUGGAAGUUCUGCACGUCUCCAAACCUGACAAGUACCAGCUGCACCUCCAUGAGAGCUGCGUUCUCUCCCUUAAGUUCGCCUACUGUGGUAAAUGGUUUGUGAGCACGGGCAAAGAUAACCUCCUCAAUGCAUGGCGGACACCUUAUGGAUCCAGCAUAUUCCAGUCUAAGGAGUCUUCGUCGGUUCUCAGCUGUGAUAUCUCCCCUGACGACCAGUUCAUCGUCACCGGCUCCGGGGACAAGAAGGCCACAGUCUACGAAGUCAUCUACUGAACAAUAAUUGGCUGGGGGGGAAAAAACUAUUAAUCAGGGGGCGGAGCCAAUGCUCCCUCCUGCACCAAUGACUGUACAGAGCGUCGGUGGCAUGGAAAACAAGAGACACUAAUCUCGUACUUUGUUGUUUUGUUUAUGUUUGUGAAAGAAUUGAGAAAGAGAAGCAAGGGGGCACAAAGUCACAUCUCUGGAAAACGUUUUUAAUGCUCUGAGAACGCUGGUUAGUCUAUUAGAUGCGCAAUUGUGGGAUUCUUCCAAAGAACUUUUGCUUUUGUUCGUUUUUGUUCCUUUUUUUUUUUAACAAAAUAAAACCUCUGUAGUGAACAAGAAAUUAGCAAAAAAAACCUUAUUUUUUUAGCCUUUGAAUUUUCGCAAACAGUUGGACCGCAUCGAGUGGAAGAAGACAGAGACGAAGUGCGGGGAGGGUUCAGAGAGGGCUGGGAACUGUCAAUGGAAAAAUACGGUCCAUAUUCUGUGCGGAGUAAAAGAAAAACAAAAAGAGGAAGAAAAAAAAGAG